AUGGCCGCCACUAUCAGGCGCACGGUCUUGCUGCUACUCCUUCUCGGCAUUGCAACGCAGCUGAGCUCCGUGGCUCUCGCCGGAUUCGGCCGUGGCCCGUUUGGUCGUGGCUAUGGGCGUCGUGGCUGCCGCCACGGUCGCUGUCGUGGCGGUGGCUUAGGUGGAGGUGGUGGUUUUGGUGGCGGCGGAGGGGGUGGCUUGGGUGGUGGAGGUGGCCUUGGUGGGGGGCACGGUGGUGGCUUUGGAGCUGGAGGUGGGGCGGGCGGAGGUGCCGGGGGAGGUUUUGGUGCAGGAGGUGGUGCCGGAGGAGGUCUCGGAGGUGGGCAUGGCGGGGGCUUCGGUGGUGGCGCGGGAGCUGGAGGAGGAGCCGGUGGUGGGCUCGGAGGUGGAGGAGGUGGUGGCUUUGGAGGUAGCGGUGGGGCGGGCUUGGCGGUGGUGCUGGAGCUGGACAAGGUGGUGGCUUUGGAGCCGGCGGUGGUGCAGGCGGUGGAGGAGGAUUUGGUGGCGGUGCCGGUGCCGGUGGAGGUCUCGGAGGUGGGCAUGGAGGGGGCUUCGGUGGUGGUGCAGGAGCUGGAGGAGGAGCCGGUGGCGGGCUCGGAGCUGGAGGAGGUGGUGGCUUUGGAAGUGGCGGUGGAGGCGGGCUAG
Molecule: messenger RNA, 645 nt
Organism: Aegilops tauschii subsp. strangulata
Lineage: Eukaryota; Viridiplantae; Streptophyta; Magnoliopsida; Poales; Poaceae
Source: RefSeq, a predicted model, not a curated record